GCCCGGGAGCGAACUGAGUCCGGGAGUCUGGCGAAGUGUCUGCGCUAGGAGCUAACUCUUUUCCUGGACCUGAGGCUGAACGGAGUCAGAGCGUCUUAGGCGGACUCAAGGCGCCGGCGGCCGGGCCAGGUUGAGGCGCCUGCGGCCGGCCUGUGGGACAGCGGUCGGGGACAGCGGGCCCCACGGAAAAGCGGGGCAGAAGCUGGGAGGUGAGCGUUGGGAGGCCCACUCGUGGCUUUCACGCAGGAUUGGGUCUCCAUUUCUUCUGGGGCACACCGGAGCAACUGUUCGAUCAGCGUUAGGGGACCAGCCGAGGCUACUGUGCCUUAGGACUGCCGGCGUUCUCAGCACCUGUCCAGCGCUCUGGAAGAGGCCGCGGUCAUGGUGAAUGAAGACCCCAACCUGGAGGAGCAGGACGGCACCCCUCAGCAGCAGUCAGCGUUCCGGGCGGACCCCAACAUUUCUGCCCACCCCAGCGUCUCGGCCCAUCCCAGCAUCUCUACCAACCCCAGCGUCUCGGCCCAUCCCAGCGUCUCCGCCCAUCCCAGCGUCUCCUUCCACCCCAGCUGCUCUGCGAACCCCAGCUUCUCUGUGAACCCCAGCAGUUCAGCCCUCCCCGGUACCUUAGCCCAACCCAGUGUCUUGGCCCAACCCAGUAGCUCGGGCCCCGAGGAUCUCAGUGUGAUUAAGGUGAGCAAGCGCCGUUGGGUGGUGGUCCUGGUGUUUAGCUGUUAUUCCAUGUGCAACGCCUUCCAGUGGAUCCAGUAUGGCUCCAUCAAUAACAUCUUCAUGAAGUUUUAUGACGUCAGUGCCUUUGCCAUCGACUGGCUGUCCAUGUGCUACAUGCUGACCUACAUCCCUUUACUACUGCCGGUGGCCUGGCUGCUGGAAAAAUUCGGCCUGCGCACCAUCGCCCUCACCGGCUCCGCUCUCAACUGCCUGGGGGCCUGGGUGAAGUUGGGCAGCCUGCAGCCACAUCUCUUCCCAGUCACUGUGCUGGGCCAGGUCAUCUGCUCCGUGGCCCAGGUCUUCAUCCUGGGCAUGCCCUCCCGCAUCGCUUCUGUCUGGUUCGGGGCUAAUGAAGUUUCCACGGCCUGCUCCAUAGCUGUCUUUGGCAAUCAGCUUGGAAUUGCAAUUGGGUUCUUGGUCCCUCCUGUUUUGGUGCCCAAUAUCCAAGACCAGGACAAGCUUGCCUUCCACAUCAGCAUCAUGUUCUACAUAAUCGCAGGUGUCGCCACGUUGCUCUUCCUCCUGGUCAUUAUUGUUUUCAAGGAGAAGCCUAAACAUCCCCCCAGCAGGGCCCAGUCCCUGAGCUAUUCCUUGGCAUCCCCUGAUGCUUCCUACUUAAGUUCCAUCGUCCGGCUCUUCAAAAACCUCAACUUCAUGCUGCUUGUCAUCACCUACGGUCUGAACGCUGGGGCUUUUUAUGCCUUGUCCACUCUGCUGAAUCGUAUGGUGAUCUUGCACUAUCCGGGAGAAGAAGUGAAUGCUGGAAGAAUAGGCCUGACCAUUGUCAUUGCAGGAAUGCUUGGGGCUAUGAUCUCAGGCAUCUGGCUGGAUAGGUCCAAAACCUACAAGGAGACAACCCUGGUGGUCUAUGUCAUGGCUCUGGUGGGCAUGGUGGUGUACACAGUGACCUUGAGCCUGGGGCACCUGUGGGUAGUGUUCAUCACCGCCGGCACAUUGGGGUUCUUUAUGACUGGCUACCUCCCGCUGGGGUUUGAGUUUGCGGUGGAGCUGACCUACCCAGAAUCAGAAGGCAUAUCGUCUGGCCUCCUCAACAUGUCUGCCCAGGUAUUUGGGAUCAUCUUCACCAUCUCCCAGGGCCAGAUUAUCGAGAACUAUGGAACCAAGCCUGGGAACAUCUUUCUGUGUGUGUUCCUCACCCUCGGAGCAGCCCUCACUGCAUUCAUCAAGGCCGAUCUUCGGAGGCAAAAAGCAAACAAAGAAACUCCUGAGAAUAAACUCCAGGAGGAGGAGGAGAAGGAGGAAAACAAUACCAGCAAAGCGCCCACCACGAUGUCUGAGGAGCACCUCUGAGAGGGAAAGGUGGUUGUGACCCAAGGAACACAGAAUGCUCCCCCCACCCCGCCCUUCGGCCAGCACAGCUCUCGCUGCCAACACAAAGGUCUUCGCUGGCAGCUUCUGCGGAGAACCAGCUGGAAUAUUUGUGGCUUGGAUGGCGGUGCCUAUGCUUCUGGAACCCAUUCAAGAGCUUGCCUGGUCUGGCUGGGGAAUAUCGCGUCUUUCACCAAAUGCAGACUCGAUUUCCGCUGCCUCCCCUCCUAGGUUCUGGGAGCUGGUGUUGGGAGAGGCUGGUGAGUGGCGGAGUCAGUCCUGGCUUUGCACCUUGCCUUCCCUCCUCACCUCCAACCCUCACGGAGGAAGCCUGCCAAAUUAUCACCGAAGGAAAACUUAUUCAGGAUGUUAACUUUUUCUAAUGUCUUAAGACCGUUAGAAGCCCAAUUCUAAGGAGCGGCAGCUGUUCUGGAUGAGAGUCACUCUUGAGUCAUUAGACUAACUGCUAACUUUCUGUGGGAAAGGAAGCAUCAUCGGAACAAACCCGUGGGCACUCUGGGCCGAUGUUGUACUGGCCUAAUGUUGGGGUCUGUCUCCAAACCCUCUUUCCUAAGAGCUGAUCAAACCAAAUGUCAAUAAACUUGAGACUUUGUUGUGCCCCUGAAGGAGAAACUGAUUUGGGAGAGGUAACAACCUAGGCCUGUGAGAAUG
Messenger RNA from Pteronotus mesoamericanus, 2730 nucleotides. It is a transcript of the gene FLVCR2, whose product is annotated as FLVCR choline and putative heme transporter 2. Gene Ontology annotation, molecular function: heme transmembrane transporter activity; heme binding. Bases 382 to 2040 code for a protein of 552 amino acids. Lineage: Eukaryota; Metazoa; Chordata; Mammalia; Chiroptera; Mormoopidae. The transcript is spliced from 10 exons. The record is from RefSeq and is a predicted model, not a curated record. Gene Ontology annotation, biological process: transmembrane transport; heme export. Gene Ontology annotation, cellular component: membrane.